AUGAAAAGUACGCAAUCAAAUUUAUCAAAUCUGAUUAAGUUCAUUUUGAGUAAAGUUCGAGAAAGACUGCGUAGAAAAAAGCACUAUGUAUUUGACUGGGAUACUAUUUGCACUUGCUGUUUGCUAUGUGCAUACAUAUCGAGUUGUUGAUCUUGGAAACGGAAAGCUUCAUAUCCUGAACGUACGACAAGAUGUGACACUCGAGAGAGGAUCAACAAAUUUCAACUUUCUCAAAUACCUCAUCAUUGGACGCCACCCUGGAUAUCCUUUAAAACGAUCAUUGGUUCAAUUUGAAAGUUUAAGAAGUUCUUGUCCUGGCCAGAAAAUAAAAUUUGCGAAGAUGUAUUUGUAUUACGUAUACGCCCACAAGGCUAGUUUCCAUUCCGUUCGAAGAACGCCCUUCUUUUCCCACAACAUUGUUAUCCAUCGUGUGUUGAAACCAUGGAAUGAACGUCAAACUACGAGUCUCUAUCGCGUUGGAAAAAUUAGAUGGUAUUCUCAAUACUUAAAUCUUCAAAAAGACGCUACAUCUGCAAUCCAGUAUCCUAUAACAAGAUUAAAUUCGGGUAGACCGUCUGGCUGGAUGGAAUUCGACGUUAAAAGGGCAGUAUUUGAUUGGAAGCGUGGUCGUCCAAAUUAUGGUCUCCUAAUCCGUGUGCAGAACGAGAGAGUUUUGGGUCGUGAUCUGCGUUUUGCAAGUAACGCCCACAAUAACAGAAAUUUGCACGCAAAAAUCCACGUGAUGUGUCGGUAUUAAACAAAUGCACUGUAAUUAUUCCAUUCUUUUUUGGAAAUAAAUAUUUUUGUUUA
Hydractinia symbiolongicarpus is the source of this 810-nucleotide messenger RNA. RefSeq lists its product as uncharacterized. The record is from RefSeq and is a predicted model, not a curated record. Bases 86 to 757 code for a protein of 223 amino acids. The transcript has 2 exons. NCBI's taxonomy places the organism in Eukaryota, Metazoa, Cnidaria, Hydrozoa, Anthoathecata, Hydractiniidae.